AUGGAUCCACUAUAUUCCCUGUCAGCUGGUGGCCUGGAUGGCAGUCUUCAAGAAGGAAAUUUUUCCUCUGCUUUCAACAGCAGUGAGAAUACAACAAUAGCCGUGUUGCCUCCUGUGUCCGCUGUUCGCGCGGUGAUCAUCCCCAUCAUCUACCUCCUCGUGUGCAUGAUUGGACUCGGUGGCAAUGCUCUGGUCAUUUAUGUGGUCUUGCGGUAUGCUAAGAUGAAGACUGUCACCAAUAUCUACAUCCUCAAUUUAGCUGUAGCUGAUGUCCUCUUCAUGCUGGGCCUGCCAUUCAUUGCCACACAAAAUGCCAUCUCCUACUGGCCCUUUGGCACCUUUCUAUGCAGGCUUGUGAUGACUGUGGAUAGCAUUAAUCAGUUUACCAGUAUUUUCUGUCUUACCGUCAUGAGCAUGGAUCGGUACCUGGCUGUGGUCCACCCCAUCAAGUCUACCAAGUGGCGCCGCCCUAGGAUAGCUAGGCUCAUCAGUGCUGCUGUGUGGACCUUUUCAUUACUAAUGUCCCUUCCCUUCAUCAUAUUUGCCGAUGUCCAGGAAGAUUGGAAUACUUGUAACAUCAACUGGCCUGAACCAGUGAAUAUCUGGGGGGCAGUCUUCAUCAUCUACGCCUCUGUCCUAGGGUUCUUUGGACCCUUGCUGGUAAUCUGCCUCUGCUAUUUGCUCAUUGUGAUCAAGGUCAAGUCUUCAGGGGUCCGAGUGGGUUCCACCCGGCGGAGGAGGUCAGAGAGGAAAGUGACCAGGAUGGUGGUCAUCAUUGUUGUCGUCUUUGUGUUUUGCUGGCUGCCAUUUUACAUCCUGAACAUUGUCAAUCUGGUUUUUAUCCUGCCUGAAGAAGCUGCCUCUACAGGUGUGUAUUUCUUUGUGGUGAUCCUCUCCUAUGCCAAUAGUUGUGCCAACCCCAUCCUGUACGGGUUCCUAUCUGACAACUUCAAGCAGAGCUUUCAGAAGGUCCUGUGCCUCCGAAAAGGCUAUGGGGUUGAAGAUGGUGACCCCACUGACCACAGGCUGGAGAAGAGCAGCCGCCUGCAGGAAGCCAUGCUCUCCUCAAGAAAUACAGAAUUCAAUGGCCACAUGCAAACAAGCAAGGUGUAAAGGAGCUCCUCCGGGAAGUGUAAAGAUGACAGCUUGCUGGGAGGAAGAUCCCAAGAACCCUGCAUAGGAGUUAAAACAGGAGA
This is a messenger RNA of Gracilinanus agilis (Agile Gracile Mouse Opossum), 1196 nucleotides long. RefSeq names its product somatostatin receptor 5 (gene SSTR5). The transcript has a single exon. Gene Ontology annotation, biological process: regulation of insulin secretion; cellular response to glucocorticoid stimulus; neuropeptide signaling pathway. Lineage: Eukaryota; Metazoa; Chordata; Mammalia; Didelphimorphia; Didelphidae. Gene Ontology annotation, molecular function: neuropeptide binding; somatostatin receptor activity. Bases 1 to 1113 code for a protein of 370 amino acids. Gene Ontology annotation, cellular component: membrane; neuron projection. The record is from RefSeq and is a predicted model, not a curated record.